CGGAAAAUGGUGGAAUAGUGAUUGCUGAAGAGAGUUUCCGUUUCUCUCCAGCGUUUUUCGCUGACUUGUGCAUAAAAUGAGUGGAGAGAAUGACCAAGACCUCUUUGGAACAGAUCUCCUGUCAGAAGCCUUGGGGCAGAGUGGUCUUAAUCUAGAUGAUUUGCUUGGAAAUCCACCGGGUAGUUUUCUGCCCCAGAGCCUGUUUGAUUUUGGGGAUGUCAGACCAGACGAUUUCGAUUUCCUCGAUAAUUUCAAUUUAAACGGAGAUUUUAUUCCAGAGGCGCCUUACCCGACAUUAACAAGUUCAAAUAACAGCAGGGUAACUUCCAAUAAUGUAAAUACCCAAAGAAAUGUUCAAGUUUCUCAAGUCCAACAAACUUUCUUGGGACCACAGCCAACUUUUCCAAACGUGGCUUCAAGUGGAACAGUUUUUCCAACUCCUCGACAACUUCCGCCCAGAUGUCAAACUCCGCAGUCUGUUUCUAAACCUUCCAUUAACUCAAAUGUUCCAAGGUUGCAGAGUUCGACAUCUCCGAUUUUACUAGAUUUGUUAAACAGUGGAAGCAAUAACUCUGUGAGCAGUAACUCUGUGAGCAAUAUUUCCGACGCUGCGAAGAAGGAACUCACCAAGAAAGAUGUUUCACGACUGUGGUCAAACCAUGAUGUUAGUUUGAAUCAUGUGGGAGAGGACAAUGAUACUGUUAGUGACGAAAAUGAAGAUGAAGAGGAUGAAGAAGAAGAACUAGGACAAACAGAUACUUAUGCGGAAUAUGUUCCUAGUAAAUUGCGCCUAGGACGUCGCCAUCCUGAUCCAGUAGUGGAAACAAGUUCAUUGUCAAGUGUGACGCCUCCUGAUAUUUGGUAUCGUUUGAUGUUCCCCAACGAAGUAAUUGACAACUGUUACUUAUCUGCACUACAACUGGAGGCUGUUGUGUAUGCUUGCCAGCAACAUGAGACAUUCUUGGCAGAUGGGACAAGAGCUGGCUUUCUAAUAGGUGAUGGUGCAGGUGUUGGAAAGGGAAGAACAGUAGCAGGAGUCAUUUAUGAAAACUAUUUGCUCGGAAGGAAGAGGGCCAUUUGGUUAAGUGUAUCAAAUGAUUUGAGAUACGAUGCUGUAAGGGAUCUGAAAGACCUUGGAUGUCACAUCAAUGUACAUCCUCUUAACAAGUUCAAAUAUGAUGCCAAAAUUUCAUCCAAAAGGAAUGGCAGUUUUAAAAAGGGAGUGAUAUUCUCUACAUACUCAUCCCUGAUUGGAGAGAGUCAAGGUUCUGGCAAGUACAAUACAAGGAUGGGCCAGCUACUGCAGUGGUGUGGCUCAGACUUUGAUGGGGUGAUCGUGUUAGAUGAGUGCCACAAGGCCAAAAACUUGGUACCAACUGGCUCCUCAAAGCCAACCAAAACUGGAUUAGCUGUCUUGGGACUGCAGAGCAAACUUCCUAAGGCCAGGGUUAUCUACUGUAGUGCAACAGGUGCCUCUGAACCCAAGAACAUGGCGUACAUGUCUCGGCUCGGAAUAUGGGGACCAGGAACACCUUUCAGAGAAUUUAAUGACUUCAUUCAAGCUGUGGAACGAAGAGGAGUUGGUGCAAUGGAAAUUGUAGCUAUGGAAAUGAAGCUUCGCGGCAUGUACAUGACACGUCAACUUAGCUUUGCAGGAGUAACCUUUGACAUAAAAGAAUUACCACUUGCCAAAGACUUCAUUGAGAUGUAUGAUGCAUCAGUCAAACUUUGGAGGGAAGCAAGAGAGAAGUUUGAAAAAGCUGCAGAUCUCAUGGAAGCUGACAGUAGAGUGAAGAAGACCAUAUGGGGUCAGUUUUGGUCUGCUCAUCAGAGAUUUUUUAAAUACCUGUGCAUUGCAUCCAAAGUGCGGAAUGUUGUUAGCAUUUCCAGGGAUGCCCUCAAUUCUGGAAAGUGUGUCAUUGUAGGUUUGCAGUCAACUGGGGAAGCUAGAACACUAGAGCAACUUGAAGAGUCUGGAGGGGAACUAAAUGACUUUGUUUCUACUGCUAAAGGUGUGUUACAAGCUUUGAUUGAAAAGCAUUUCCCAGCAGCAGACCGAAAAAAAUUUGCUGAUCUGUUUGGUAUUGACAAUGAUGCCAAUGACAAAUUGUAUGACCAGUCUUCAUCCCCAGCAUCUGGUCAACUUACCCCACGAAAGAGGAAACAGAAAGUUUCCAAGCCAGCAAAACCGAAGAAAAUGAAAACUUCUCUUGAGAGGAUUUGGAACUUGAGUAGUGGCUCUGAUAGUGAAUCAGACGAAAGUCAGAAGAGCAAUGGUGAGAAUGAAUUGUUCAACGCUCAUAAAAACAACGGCAAGAACGAUGGUGCAGCAGAGUCUUGCAACAGCUCAGCAGCAGAAGAGGAGGAUGAUUCUAACCCGUUUGGUGUGUCAGGAUCAGAUGAUGAAGACCCAUGGCUGCAUCGAAAGUCUCGGAAGUCUUCGAAAAACAAAUCACAGACAGGUAGUCCUGACUCAAGUUACAAUGCUCUGGCAGCUGCCGGGCUUAAAGUGGGUGGUCUCCCAUGGAGCACACCUGGACAGAGAACAAAACAGCCUAAUGGGCUGGAGAGCCAGCAUUCGUGGAACCCAGCUGGUGGACUGAAGACUUUACAUCAUUCCGCGAGUGCGCCAGCUUUUUCUAGUUUAACUGCAGCAAAUAGCCCAGGACCACUGGCAAACUCUGCUGCAGAUAUGUGCAGAGCAAUGAAAAGGGAGUUACUUGAUAAGCUUGAUGUCCUGUCCAAAUGUCUCCCUCCAAACACUUUAGAUGAACUUAUAGAUGAGCUGGGUGGGCCAGACAAUGUUGCAGAGAUGACGGGAAGAAAAGGUCGUGUUGUGAGUAAUGAAGAUGGGACCGUAAGCUACCAAUCAAGAAGCAAACAAGAUGUGCCUUUAGAGAUUAUUAACGUUGUUGAGAAAAACAGAUUCAUGGAUGGACAGAAGAGCAUCGCAAUUAUCUCAGAAGCUGCCAGCUCAGGCAUUUCUCUACAGGCAGACAGGAGAGCCAAGAAUCAACGAAGACGCGUUCACAUUACUCUUGAACUACCGUGGAGUGCAGACAAAGCAAUUCAGCAGUUCGGUCGAUCUCAUCGGUCCAAUCAAGUGAGCGCCCCAGAGUACCUGUUUUUAAUAUCUGAACUGGCUGGAGAAAGACGUUUUGCUUCCAUUGUAGCCAAGAGGCUAGAGAGUUUGGGAGCUCUUACUCACGGAGAUCGACGAGCUACAGAAUCACAAGAUUUAAGCAGAUACAAUAUUGACAACAAGUAUGGCAGGGCUGCUUUGGAAGCUGUUUUAAAAGCUGUCACUGGUCAGAGUACGCCAACGAUUCCACCACCACAAGACUACAAAGGAGAGUUUUUUCAAGAUGUACGUACAGCUCUGAUCGGUGUGGGCCUUGUGGUCAAAGAUGACAAGAAUAACGUGACCAUUUUGGAUAAAGACUUCACGAACAUCUCACGGUUUUUAAAUCGAAUCCUUGGUGUAGAAGUUGAACUUCAAAACCACCUGUUCGCAUACUUCAUGAAAACACUGUCUGUUGUGGUACAACAAGCCAAGAGAAGUGGACGGUGGGAUGAAGGAAUUCUUGACCUUGGUGCUCAUGGUGAAGCUGUGACUAACUUGAGUGUUCAAACAUUUGCUGGUAAUUCAACUAUGGGCACAGCUACCACAGAAUUACACACAAUAAGCGUAGAGCGGGGAAUGUCGUGGGAAGAAUCAUUUGAAUUACGGCGGUCUCAGUCGCACCCAGAGGAUGGUUAUUACCUUUCCAACCAGGUGCGGAAUCACAAGAAAACUGCUAUCUUGGUCAUGUGUCAGUCUCGAAGCAAAAAGAAGGAUGUGAUCAAUGUGUACAGACCUAAUACUGGCCUGCAAACAAAACAGGACACACUGGAAGACGUCAAGAAAAAGUACAAAAAGGUAUUAGACCAUGAGGCUCAGAGUAGUUGGGUAGAUCAGUACGAAUCAGCCCUCAGUCAGUGCAACCACGCUUACUGGAAGGGUAACUGUAAACGAAUGACUCUUGGUUUGAGCUGUGAGGUGGGCAGGCGACAGCGUACGUUCCACAUCCUGAGCGGCUCGGUGCUAAGCGUUUGGAGUAAAGUGGAAAGUGUCUUAGCUGGUCAGUCUGGUGCAAACUCCAAAAUACAGAUUGUUCGUUGCAGAAAGAGCGAUGGAUCUCGAAUAGUUGGUUGCCUUAUUCCAAGUAACUGUGUUCCUGCAUUAACUAGAGCGCUUACUCCCGAUACUCAGCAAGAACCAAUUUUAAUCAUGUAAAGAAAAACAUGACCUGUUCCCGGCGUUCAGUCAAGAAAACAACGAUGCGCUUGAACCGAUAGAGAGACGCAAAAUGAAGCCAGCAAAAAGAGGAGGGACUGGGUACUAUUUGGCACCGGUUUUCAUUGCGGCGUUGUGUACCAACUGUACGCUUGGAACAGGCGAAGAAAAGCUUCUAUUUUGGCAUACGGAAUCAAAAUUUGUGGUGUAAAAAGUGUACAGAUAAAUAUAAGAUUAAAUACGUUAAAUUAUUUAAGCGGUACUUUGAACCGCACGUGCGUACAAGCGAAAUCGUUAAAAAUCAUGAUAAGCAAACGCCUAUCUGUGGGCUCUUUAGGUAACAGUGUUUGUCAUUUAAAACCUAUGGAGCAGUUUUCAAUGAGUGUCGAACGCAAUUCGAGGCUUCACUAAUUUUACUUUCGCUGCGUAAUUGUUACAUCAAGAAAACUUGCGCUUUUCCCUCGAUCAAUCAGAUGUAAGACUGAAACAUGGCGACUCAGUUCACUCUCGUUUCCGACGCCUCAGCACCGGAAAUGAAUUUCCUUUGAACUCUGAAUUGGUCCCUCGUGGUAUUUACCUUCGUUAUAAUUAAUUUGUUUUGGUUUAACGACACUCAGUCGAAAGGCGCUCUCUGAGAAAAUGAAUUAAUUAGAUAAGACUGUGUUACUUGUUCAACUAGUACACUAAGCUUGCGAAGAAAUCUUCUUGACAGAGGCAAUUUAGGCGUUCCAUAUCCUGUCUCCUUUAUUUGUAAAUUAUUUGGUAGGUUAGUUUCGUCGUGCAAAUCGCACUGAAAGAUUUUUGUUAAAUUUACAUAUCCGCUUUCACGUAAAAGGGCGUUCAUCAAUAUUUGUUGUUUGGUGGACAGAUUUUAGUUUAAUUUUUCGGCCUUGUUUUGCCAGGUACGUAAUGCUGGCCUUUACUGUAGUAAUGGUAAGAGUGACGAAUGCGAGAGAAACCACUCUUCCUCAGAAUUUUGACCAAAGAUACGUAAUCGAAAUUUUCAAUACAUGUCUACACUAAUUCGUACUAUUAGGGUCAGAAUUUUGGGCGUCCUUCCUGUUUCUCCCCUCGUAAUUGUUUUGUUAGCCUGCAGAGCAGGCGUCAUUUUAUGGUUUUCAAGCGAGUGCGAGUCGGGCGCGUGGAAAGCGCAAGGGAUUAGUCACGUGCAAAUGUAGGAGCCUCUUUUCGCGCUCGCCACCCACGCCAUCCGCACGCUCGCGUCGCGCUCGCCUAAGCUCGCUUGAAAGACGGUAAAAAGUAUGCCCCUGUCGGAUGCUAGUAAUUUUGUUUGUCUUUGUUCUGUUGAUUUUUUUCGCACUUAGCUUUUCAAUAGCAUACGAACAGUGGAGUUGAAAGAUUCAUCUUUGAAAAUGUUUUUCGUGAAGACAAUAUCAAGUUCUCUUGUGGUGAUUGGAGGGUCACCAUCUAUUUUGCUCGUCUCUGUUCGUCGAUGCCCCUUACGCUGAAUAUUGGUUGCAACAUGAACUCCAGUGUCCGCAUGUUAUCAAAAAGCGCGGUAACGCACUCUGUCAGUCGAAUUUGCUACCAUUUUUUUGGUUAGUGACGCCAUAAGAUGGCAUAAUUACAACUAGCUCGUUUCUUUAGAAGAGAGCGAGUCAAGGUGAAUAUAUUCUUUACUUAACUGACGUUUAUUUCCUUUUAUUAGAAAAUAAAAUAUUUGAAGUUAGGUAAGUAACACGUGUCGCCGAUUACGGUACUUGAUUAAACACCGA
Molecule: messenger RNA, 6012 nt
Organism: Pocillopora verrucosa
Lineage: Eukaryota; Metazoa; Cnidaria; Anthozoa; Scleractinia; Pocilloporidae
Product: protein strawberry notch homolog 1
Biological process (GO): regulation of DNA-templated transcription
Cellular component (GO): nucleus
Molecular function (GO): histone binding; chromatin DNA binding
Source: RefSeq, a predicted model, not a curated record